UGAAAAUAAUAUAAUUUAACUCACGCAACAGGUUCGUUGGCAGAAUUAUUUCAGUGAAUAGACAAGUUAUGUCAGAAGCGACGGCUCGAAAUUUAAUUUAUCACGCAGACAAGUAGGGCCUGAAGAUAAUUUUGAUAGAAAAAUAAAUAACUAAAUGGGAUAAUUACUCUGAUAGUGUUAAUGCUAUUACACAUAAGAGAAUUAACAUAAAUUCGAUAUAGAUUUGAUUUUGUAAAUCAAAUGAAAAGAUUCGUUGACUGGAGAAUUUCACAUCGUACAGUUGACCGAAUGAAAACAAACGAUUGUAGCGCGUGGACGCGCAACUGAAACUAGUCCGGAAACACGUGUUAUCAUUGCAACCCCCAUCAUCAUCAUCAUCAUCAUCAUCAUUAUCAUUACUAAUAAUAUUAUUAUUAGCGAAUCAUAAUAAUUAUAAGUAUGAUUUAUGGAAGGUUAAUUGUAGUUACACUUGCCUUAGGCAUUUGUUAUUGUAACCCAGACGCUAAACGACUUUAUGAUGAUUUACUCUCUAACUAUAAUCGGUUAAUUCGCCCAGUAUCUAAUAAUACUGAUAUUGUUGUUGUAAAACUUGGUUUACGAUUAUCCCAAUUAAUUGAUCUUAAUUUAAAGGAUCAAAUAUUGACAACCAACGUUUGGCUCGACCAUGAAUGGCAAGACCACAAAUUCCGAUGGGACCCGUCCGAAUACGGUGGUAUGAAAGAACUUUAUGUCCCCAGUGAACAUAUUUGGCUGCCAGAUAUUGUUUUAUACAACAACGCUGAUGGUGAAUAUGGAAUAACAACAAUGACUAAAGCGGUAUUACAUUAUACUGGUAAAGUAUUAUGGACACCGCCAGCUAUUUUCAAAUCUUCAUGUGAAAUUGAUGUUAGAUAUUUUCCAUUUGAUCAACAAACUUGCUUUAUGAAAUUUGGAUCAUGGACUUACGACGGUCUUCAGAUUGACUUGAAACAUAUAAAUCAAAAAUCAGGAAAUAAUAACGUUGAAAUUGGAAUGGAUUUGCGUGAAUAUUAUCCAAGUGUUGAAUGGGACAUACUAGGUGUACCAGCGGAGCGUCAUGAAAAAUUUUAUCCGUGUUGUUUGGAACCCUUCCCUGAUAUAUUUUUCAAUAUAACAUUACGCCGGAAAACAUUAUUCUAUACAGUUAAUCUUAUAGUCCCCUGUGUCAGUAUAUCAUAUUUAUCAGUACUAGCAUUUUACUUGCCCGCAGAUUCGGGUGAAAAAAUAGCCCUCUGUAUUAACAUACUGUUAUCACAAACAAUGUUUUUUUUACUUAUAUCCGAAAUAAUACCUUCGACAUCAUUAGCGUUACCGUUGCUGGGAAAAUAUUUACUGUUUACUAUGGUGUUAGUUGGACUUUCGGUCGUGGUAACAAUUAUUAUACUUAAUGUCCAUUACCGUAAACCUAGUACUCAUAAAAUGGCACCCUGGGUUAGAACGGUAUUUAUUCGAAAACUUCCAAAAUUAUUAUUAAUGCGCGUACCGGAAAAUUUAUUGAAUGAGCUAGCGGCAAAUAAAAUUUAUGGACGUGGAAAAUCUGGUAAAAAAACUAAAUUUGAAGCUGCUAUUUCAGCUGCCAUGAGAUCACCUUCUGUUAUGUCAUCCCCUGAAUCUAUAAGACGUCGGGGUUGCAAUGGAUUACACCCGAGUUCUGGAAACAGAUUUAUUGGUCUAGAGGCGGGGAUGGUUGGUUAUAAUGGGCUCCCGACUGUCAUGUCCGGUUUGGAUGAGUCUAUGAGUGAUGUGGCACCAAAAAAAAAAUUUCCUUUCGAGUUGGAGAAAGCCAUUCACAAUGUCAUGUUCAUCCAACAUCACAUUCAACGUCAGGAUGAAUUUAAUGCGGAAGAUCAAGAUUGGGGAUUUGUUGCAAUGGUACUAGACCGAUUAUUCUUAUGGAUAUUUACAAUAGCAUCGAUCGCUGGUACAUUUGCCAUUUUAUGCGAAGCACCCUCACUUUACGACGAUACUAAACCUAUCGACAUGCAACUGUCGGCAAUCGCUCAACAGCAAUUUCCACCACGAAAUCCAUCUUUACUCAAAGGUAUAUUACCACAACGUACUGACUAAUUAUUUUUUAUUUAUAAAUUAAAUAAUCUUAUCAAUUUUAAAUAACUUUAGAAAAAUAUUAAUUCAUUAAU
Messenger RNA from Microplitis demolitor, 2156 nucleotides. RefSeq names its product acetylcholine receptor subunit alpha-like 2 (gene nAChRalpha2). Bases 439 to 2085 code for a protein of 548 amino acids. Gene Ontology annotation, cellular component: postsynaptic membrane; neuron projection; synapse. Gene Ontology annotation, molecular function: acetylcholine-gated monoatomic cation-selective channel activity; transmembrane signaling receptor activity. The transcript is spliced from 7 exons. The record is from RefSeq and is a predicted model, not a curated record. Lineage: Eukaryota; Metazoa; Arthropoda; Insecta; Hymenoptera; Braconidae. Gene Ontology annotation, biological process: monoatomic ion transmembrane transport; signal transduction; chemical synaptic transmission.